GUGGACCUUACCUGUAUAAGCUGCUCCUCGGAGUGAAUGUCCAACCGCCUCUUCACCCCGACCUACAACAUUGAAGGUGUGACGUACACCUCCAAGGACGGCGUCUCACUCCCUAAGGCCAUGAAUUCCCAAACCGACAACGUGGGCGUGGGCAAGGGCCUGGACGCCAACCAGUAUGCCACCAAGAAGACCGUGGCGCAGGGCAUGCUGGACGUGGCCCUCCUCACCGCCAACGCCUCCCAGCUCAAGUACGUGCUCAGCGUGGGCGAGGAGCACGAGUUCUACACCGUCAUGCUCGUCCUCAUCAUCUCCUCCCUCGUCCUGCAGGUGGUGGUGGGCGUUCUCUUCAUGAUAAUCGGGAUGAUGAACAUAAAUGACCCAGAACAGCAAAGCGCUGCCAACAUACUCAACAACAUCAUCGUAAUCUUCGUCUUCAUUAUAUCCGUGCUGAACGUGGUCCUUUCCUCCUUCGGGAUCGAGAACAUGAAUAUCAACCCUCCCGGAGUCCCCAUAAUACGAAACACCACCAAAAUCAAAUAGAAAUAAGGCACGUGUAUAUAAUAUAAUACUUUUACUACUGCUUUACUUCUACUACUACUACUACUACUACUACUACUACUCUCUCUCUCUCUCUUUCUCUCUCGUACCUGACGUGGCCCGCCCAUGGCCCAGUAAUCUUGGCUUCGUGUCAUGGCCUUGUGAUCUUCCUGUGCCUGGCCAUAAUGGUGGUCACUUCCCUUCCUCUGCAAUGAUAAAAGAGAGCAUGUCACCCCUUAGAGCGGUUGUCUCAGUCUUGGUUUAGCCUUGAGGUGUGCUUGUGUUCGUGUGUGUGUUCUGAGCACAGUGUUACGAUUUACAUGAUUGAUCAUCUCUAAUCAUAUGUACAACGAGAUCUAGAGCACUCAAAACAUAAGAGAACGUCUGGAUAUGUGAAGGGGUAUACACAAGCAGGUGUCAAGAGAGAAUGUCAGAUUAUGAAGUGCAGAUGGCUCUCGUUUUAUUGGAGUUUGAGUUACAAGCUAUUUUGGGAAGAACGCAAUGUGGGAAACCAAAUGUAUUCCUUACUCUAUAAGUUUUUACAUCAACGCAAACACAACUCCUUAAUUCACCGUGUACUGUUUUAUUUUUAUUAUUAUGCGAAAUUCACUUUAUGCGGCCUCUUCAAGGACGCAUGGCUAGUGUACAACGCGUGUUACCAGUGCGUGUUAAGAAAAUGUGAAUAUUUGAAGGAGUAUCUAGGUACUUUUUGUUGAGAGAUUAUUAGUACCUCUGUGCGUGAAAGUACACCAUGACAAAUAGUUUCAGUAACUACAGACAAUGAGGUCGCUCUUGAAGAAUUUAAGGAGACAAAAUGAAUACGAAUCUCUUUUUGGGGAUUAUUCAGGAAUCUCUUUGAAUUGUUGCGACAUACGGACAAUGAGGUCGCUCUUGAAGAAUUUAAGGAGACAAAAUGAAUAUGAAUCUCUUUUUGGGAUUAUUUAGGAAACUCUUUGAAUUGUUGCGACAUACAGACAAUGAGGUCGCUCUUGAAGAAUUUAAGGAGACAAAAUGAAUAUGAAUCUCUUUUUGGGGAUUAUUUAGAUAACUUUUUGAAUUGUUGUGAUUAGUGGCAACGUUGUGCUUGAAGGUAAAGCAUGACAAAUAUCAUCAGUAAUUACAUACAGUGGUCGGCCAAGGAAAAUUAAAGCUAACCAAAACAGAAAGUGUGUGAGUACUCAAGAGCAUAGACAGCCCUUGAAAUGUUGAAAUACUCGUGAUACCUUUUUGUACUAAAAUAAAUUGAUCAUGACAAAAUAGCAUGUAACUUUCAAUUAAGACGCGGCCGGGACAUUACUGCCGCCUUGUUAAUAGUAGCGUUUUGAAUGUCACCACAACGUGCGCCGCGAACCCUCGGCUGCUGAGAUUACUGCUUUACUGUUUCUUUCCUUUGACGUAUAAGGAGACAGACCAAGGGCAAAAACAAAUACAUAUAUAAAUGAAAGAACUCCUGUUACAAGCUGCUCCCUCAAGGAAAACAGGAGAUGCCGUAAAAGAUAGUUACAAUACAAUUCGUAAAUCAAUCGAUAAGUUUUGCAGAUACAUCAACCAUCUCCUCCCUCUCACUCUAAAGAAACAAAAUAUAGUAACAUCCCAUUUUGCGCUAAUUAUUAUUUUUUAAGGGGCGCGACGUAAGAUAUCAUUAUUUCUUAAUUUACGCGCAUCGCUUGUAUCAACACGAACCAAGCCCCUUGACAUACAAUACAUGGUUAUAGAUGUUUUGACGCUGAAUUCUCUUCACGUGGUCUCUUCAGGAACGUUGCCCUCGCGUCAAACAAGCUACCUGUACUGGUAACAUUAUUUUUGUUGUGAUAUUACGAAAUAAAUCAACGUUGACGAAAAGUGCUUUCCUUGUGUUAUGUUUAACAUUUGCAAGAUCACUCCUAUGCCUGUGGAAUAGACAGUUUAUGAUUUGGAUAAACACUCCAGUAAGGAAAACAUUGACGCCUUCCUUAUGCUGUAUUUCCUUUUCUUUGGGUGACCUAAAGUCUUGGCUAAAGGGAGUCAAGACAUCACCUCUGUUUUCUUCGUAGGGCAUCAUGCAUGAUCAGUGUUUUCUACUACUUUUCUCAGCCCCUGGUCUGCCUCCUCUUACCUUUAGAAUAAACAAUGAUACACAAUACAAUCCGCCACGCAUGCCACGAAGAAAACUUUCGGGGAUGUAAUAAGUUGGCGUGUGUGUCAGCCUGCCGCGCCCCGCUGUGCCGCACCGCGCCUCGAGCUGCUGUUGUCACGUAGUAGUGUGUGUUGUGAAGGUUAAAAAUGGUGCCUUUCCUGACAUUAUCUUGUCCUUUUCUUUUUUUACUGUGUAUAAUACGUAGGGCUUUAUCAGGUCAUAGAUCCAUUGAUAUUCAUAGAAAUUUGAAUCACUUAGUUUCUUGAAUUCAUUAUGGAAUUUGAAUUGCGUGACAAUCAUGAUGUAAAAAUGUGUGUGGGUGUUCUUAUUUCUUGGUGGUGUUCCUUUCUCGGUGUGGGCUGGGAUGAGGGUGUCAAGGUAUUGGCAACAACACGACUUCGUGUAAAAACAAGUACGUAUACAUUUCUGAGAAUCUCAUUAAAAAUAGUGCUGAAGCUUGCCCAUCUGAUCUCUGACACCCUUUUUUCAUGAUAGAGCUUGGAACCUGGAGUCUUGUUACUUGUAAUUAAUACAUUCAUGAUGAAACUCAAGGACUAGCAGCACCCAAAGGUGUAGUGACUUAGCUGAGGUGUGUCAGCUUGGAGUGUUCGGUGGAAAAGCAUCAGCAACGCCUUAUACUGAUUAUUUCCUCCUUCCUGUGAAUUAACUCCUACGUGAGGAAAGCAGAAGGUAGGAAGAAUCUGUGAACUUUGCGCUGUUCCUUUAAAGCAUAAAAGCUUGGUGCCGCUUGCAAUCGCUCACUCCAUGAUGUACACAUUCAGUAUUUUGAAAAUCAUAAAAUGUAAAUUAUUAGGAUACUUCAGUUGUGUUCCAUUUAUUUAUUUGUGAAGAAAGCCAUGUAAUGUUCCUCCAGUCUCCUCCCGAAGGGAAAGUUAGUGAGGAUGCUGAAGCAGACUCCAGGCUUCCACGACUCUCCCCACAUCUCUCCAGAUUUGUAACUCAUUCUUACCUAAGUUAGGCUACUUAAUCUUUCAUUGACUAUUUCCCCUUCUUUAACUCUAAGAUGUACUGUGAUACACUUGACUUCAAGUACAACACUCAAUGUUGAUACAAUCCCAAGUUUGUAUUUAGCAAUAAUUAAGUUCCGGGAUGUAGGAGACAAGGAUUUGAAGAUUAUCUCAAUCACUUUCUGUAAUCAUUUAAGAAUAAUAAAAAGAAAGAUAAUAAA
Molecule: messenger RNA, 3842 nt
Organism: Eriocheir sinensis (Chinese mitten crab)
Lineage: Eukaryota; Metazoa; Arthropoda; Malacostraca; Decapoda; Varunidae
Product: ninjurin-1-like
Exons: 3
Coding region: 37-540 (167 amino acids)
Biological process (GO): tissue regeneration; cell adhesion
Cellular component (GO): membrane
Source: RefSeq, a predicted model, not a curated record